This is a messenger RNA of Cyclopterus lumpus (lumpfish), 909 nucleotides long. RefSeq names its product cyclin-dependent kinase 5, regulatory subunit 1b (p35) (gene cdk5r1b). Gene Ontology annotation, cellular component: protein kinase 5 complex; cytoplasm. The record is from RefSeq and is a predicted model, not a curated record. The transcript has a single exon. NCBI's taxonomy places the organism in Eukaryota, Metazoa, Chordata, Actinopteri, Perciformes, Cyclopteridae. The coding region runs from base 1 to 909 and encodes 302 amino acids. Gene Ontology annotation, molecular function: cyclin-dependent protein serine/threonine kinase activator activity; protein kinase binding. Gene Ontology annotation, biological process: activation of protein kinase activity; positive regulation of cyclin-dependent protein serine/threonine kinase activity; brain development.
AUGGGAACCGUGCUGUCUCUGUCCCCCAGCUACCGGAAGGCGGCCCUCUUCGAGGAUGGGCCGGCCACCGUGGGCCACUACACGGCCGUCCAGAACAGCAAGAACGCCAAAGACAAGAACCUGAAGCGCCACUCGCUCAUCAACGUGCUGCCGUGGAAGCGGAUCGUGGCGGUGUCGGCCAAGAAGAAGAGCUCCAAGAAGGUGCAGCCCAACGGCACCUACCAGAACAACGUCGCCCAGCUGAACAAUGAGAACCUGAAGAAGUCGCAGUCGUGCGCCAACCUGGCCACCUUCGCGCAGGACCAGAGCACCCCGGCCCUCACCAAGGCCUCCAACAACACGGUGUCGUCCGUGAAGAAGGCCCCUCUCACCAACUCCAACGUGGCGCCCGGCACCCCCAAGAGGGUGAUCGUCCAGGCCUCCACCAGCGAGCUGCUGCGCUGCCUCGGGGAGUUCCUGUGCCGGCGCUGUUACCGGCUGAAACACCUGUCCCCCACCGACCCGGUGCUGUGGCUGCGCAGCGUGGACCGCUCCCUGCUGCUCCAGGGCUGGCAGGACCAGGGAUUCAUCACCCCGGCCAACGUGGUCUUCGUCUACAUGCUGUGCCGGGACGUGGUCUCCUCCGAGGUGGCCACGGAGCACGAGCUGCAGGCCGUGCUGCUCACCUGCCUCUACCUGUCGUAUUCCUACAUGGGCAACGAGAUCUCCUACCCUCUCAAGCCCUUCCUGGUGGAGAGCUCCAAGGAGACCUUCUGGGACCGCUGCCUGUCCAUCAUCAACCUGAUGAGCGCCAAGAUGCUCCAGAUCAACUCCGACCCGCACUACUUCACGCAGGUGUUCGCCGACCUGAAGAACGAGAGCCAGAAGGAGGAGGAGAGGAGCCGCCUGCUCAUCGGCCUGGACCGGUGA